AUGCUUCAGAAAUUCAACACACUAGCAAUUAUUGUCGUUGAAAACACGACGGUCAUCGUCAAUGGCAUCGAAUUAAAAGCUGAUUUGCUAAAAAUAUUCUUAAUGUCGAAGCCCUUCUUCGCGGUCGUCGUUGUGGCUUGAUCCGUUGCUCCCGCCUCAGCUCCUGCCUCAGAUGGCGCUUCAGAUGCACAACAAGCCUCCCUGCCUGUUGCUCCAGCUUUUGCUACAGUGUCAUUCACCACCACCAUUUCAAUUUGCCUCUUUACGAUCAGAAGAAUGUGCGCCCUCUGAUUCACCAGCGCUACUUGCCGCAUCACCACCACCACGUUUACCUUCCAAAGGGACGAUGACAGCUUCAUGCGUAAACUCCUUAUCAAGUUUUUUGAAAUCGUCCAAGGACGAAUUCGGGUCGUUGCAUCGAUCCUUAGUUGAACAGGCACAGAUUAAUUGAUAAUAUGCUUCGUGGCACACAGCAGGUCCUUCUGGGACUGGUCCAUGGUUCAUACAAUCGGCGACGAUUGUAGCGUUGUUACGUGUGCUCUUCGCUGA
Haemonchus placei is the source of this 549-nucleotide messenger RNA. The record is from the annotation of a GenBank genome assembly. Lineage: Eukaryota; Metazoa; Nematoda; Chromadorea; Rhabditida; Trichostrongylidae.